AUUUGAAAUAUAUUUUAAAUGCAAUGUUAUUUAAAUUGAAUUUUAAAAUCACAAUAUUUGGGAUCUAUUUGAAUAGAAAUGAAGAGUUCUUCGACCAAAACCGGGCCAAAACCAAUUACGGGUGGCUCCAGUGGUCACUCCACUAAACUAUCGCUCGCCGCUCAGUUUGACGACAUGUGUCGCUCCGGCAAUGGUCUCAUUCUGGACUCACAGGAACAAAAUCUAAUGAACCAAAUGCUACCAAAAUGGCAAGAAAUGACCCGAGAGUUGGUCACAACGAGACAACAAUUGGAUAAAAUGGUGGCCGAAAAUCAAGAGCUGCGGUCGAUUGUCAAACAACUGGCCGCUGAUCACCGGCGAGAGCGGUGUCGACGGAAGCGCUACGAGAGACAGUUGUCUGAGUGGCGGAACAAAUGUCUUUCAAUGAAAUCCAUUGCUUUCAAUAAUGUUGAACGCAAUCUAGAAUUGGAAGAACUCUUCGCCGAAUUGGAUCUGUCGUCGAGUGGACACCAAUCCGAUUAUGAGACGGCCUAUGAAGAGGACAGCGAUGACAACGACGAUAAUCUGACGUUCACUGUGGAGGACAGUUCUGUGGACAACACGAUUGACAUGUCUUUGCCCGAGUAUAUGGAGUACAGGAGUUCCCAAUCGCAGGCGUCGGGAAUCUAUAUAUCUGAUCUCAAGAGCAAUAAGUCUGCGGACAAACAGACGCCCGACGGCGGCGGCGGAGGAGGCGAGGGGUUAGAUAUGUGGCGAUUGUUUGACACAAUAAGAGUCUGUAAACUGGAGUCAGAAUCUAUUGAAUUGAGUGAUAAACCAAUUGAUGAGUUCGUCAAACGUUUAGUUUCAAUGAUUGUCUUUGAUCUCAGGCUCUUUAAAAACGGCUAUUUCGGGACAUUUACACUACUAUGCGAUCAACUGGUGAUGCCAUACACUCAGGCAUUAAAAACCAGAUUCAACGCCGAGUUAUUGGCGCUCAACACCAGUGCCGAAGACCUAAUCUCAAUCAUUAAAUGUAUGCUUCAAUGGGACCGCAGUUUACGGGAAAUACGGCAGGAAUUUCCCCGUCUUAUGACCGCCGAGAGUCUCGAAAGUUCAGACAACGAGUUUGACUGGAAAUCAACUCUCGAGUCAACCAUUAAUAUAUCAGACAAAGAAGUGAACAAUACUUUUGACAUAAUGUAUGGCAGAGACAGAGAUGUGUCCAUCAAAUUCACGCGUCAAUCGUAUGAAGACAUGGAUUUUAAUCCAAUACUAGAGUUAAUUGAGUGGAAAUCAUUGGAAAAUGAGAUUAAAUUAAAGUUUGAUUACAAAAGUCGGUUAACACUGUUUGAAGAGUUGGAUAACAAUUAA
Molecule: messenger RNA, 1353 nt
Organism: Medioppia subpectinata
Lineage: Eukaryota; Metazoa; Arthropoda; Arachnida; Sarcoptiformes; Oppiidae
Source: the annotation of a GenBank genome assembly